Sorghum bicolor (sorghum) is the source of this 1788-nucleotide messenger RNA. RefSeq names its product serine hydroxymethyltransferase 4. The transcript has 4 exons. The record is from RefSeq and is a predicted model, not a curated record. Gene Ontology annotation, biological process: tetrahydrofolate interconversion; folic acid metabolic process; L-serine catabolic process. Gene Ontology annotation, cellular component: cytoplasm. Bases 91 to 1506 code for a protein of 471 amino acids. Gene Ontology annotation, molecular function: zinc ion binding; pyridoxal phosphate binding; glycine hydroxymethyltransferase activity. NCBI's taxonomy places the organism in Eukaryota, Viridiplantae, Streptophyta, Magnoliopsida, Poales, Poaceae.
CUUCCCUCCGCCUCCGCCCCCGCCCCCGCCUCCGCCCCCCGCCCCCUCCUCGCCUCCGCCAGUCCUGUCAACCCCUCCCACGCCGCCGCCAUGGACCCCGUCGCCACAUGGGGGCUAACCCCGCUCGCCGGCGCCGACCCGGAGAUCUACGACCUCCUGGAGCGCGAGAAGCGGCGCCAGCGUCGCGGCAUCGAGCUCAUCGCCUCCGAGAACUUCACCUCCUUCGCCGUCAUGGAGGCACUCGGCUCUCCGCUCACCAACAAGUACUCUGAGGGCAUGCCCGGUGCCCGCUACUACGGCGGCAACGACGUCAUCGACGAGAUCGAGAACCUCUGCCGGUCACGCGCGCUCGCUGCCUUCCGCCUCGACGCCGCGUUCUGGGGCGUCAACGUGCAGCCCUACUCGGGCUCCCCCGCCAACUUCGCCGCUUACACCGCGCUGCUCAACCCGCACGACCGGAUCAUGGGGCUUGACCUUCCCUCCGGCGGACACCUCACUCACGGCUACUAUACUGCCGGCGGGAAGAAGAUCUCCGCCACCUCGAUCUACUUUGAGAGCCUGCCGUACAAAGUGAGCGCCACCACCGGGUACAUCGACUACGAGAAACUCGAGGAGAAGGCACUUGACUUCCGCCCCAAGCUCAUCAUCUGCGGUGGCAGCGCGUACCCGAGGGACUGGGACUACUCCAGGCUCAGGGCCAUCGCCGACAAGGUCGGGGCCCUGCUGCUCUGCGACAUGGCGCACAUCAGCGGACUCGUCGCCGCGGAGGAAGCUGCAAAUCCUUUUGAAUAUUGUGAUGUGGUUACCACUACCACACACAAGUCUCUUAGAGGGCCAAGGGCUGGCAUGAUCUUCUACAGGAAAGGCCCUAAGCCCCCCAAGAAGGGCCAGCCUGAGGGUGCUGUGUAUGAUUAUGAAGACAAGAUCAACUUUGCUGUGUUCCCAUCUCUCCAAGGUGGCCCUCACAACCACCAGAUUGCUGCACUUGCUGUUGCUCUGCAGCAAACUAUGACACCUGGCUUCAAGGCCUAUGCAAAGCAAGUGAAGGCCAAUGCUGUUGCAAUUGGAAACUAUCUCAUGAGCAAGGGCUACAAGAUGGUGACUGAUGGAACUGAGAACCACCUUGUUCUCUGGGAUCUCCGCCCUCUUGGCUUGACUGGAAACAAGGUUGAAAAACUCUGUGACCUUUGCCACAUCACAUUGAACAAGAAUGCUGUCUUUGGUGACAGCAGUGCAUUGGCUCCGGGUGGUGUCCGCAUUGGUGCGCCAGCAAUGACCUCGAGGGGUCUAGUGGAGAAGGACUUUGAGCAGAUUGGAGAGUUCCUCCACCAGGCGGUGACCAUCUGCCUGAACAUUCAGAAGGAGUACGGCAAGCUCCUCAAGGACUUCAACAAGGGCCUGUUGAACAACAAGGACAUUGAGAACCUCAAGACCCAGGUGGAGAAGUUCGCCGACUCUUUCGACAUGCCUGGGUUCACGCUUGAGAGCAUGAAGUACAAGGAGUAGAUGUCUCCCGUGUAUAACAAGGCCCUCUUGUACCAAUGUUUUUCUUGGCCAUGGCGGAGGGUGCCAUGGCACUGCACUGCCACACUUAAGGUGAUGAUGGCUUAUGGAUUUUGUCUACAACGUCAGCAGUAUAGGCUCACAAGUGCCCCCUGCCCUCUGGUUUGGUCGCCUUCGGUUUAUCAGGUUUUCCUUUGGUACUUGUUCGCAGGGAGUCAUGAAAAUGUCAAUCAGGUGUUUGCCAAUAAUAAUUCCGUGGUUUCAGCCAGCAGCUUUUUUUAUAAA